Molecule: messenger RNA, 1539 nt
Organism: Tachyglossus aculeatus (Australian echidna)
Lineage: Eukaryota; Metazoa; Chordata; Mammalia; Monotremata; Tachyglossidae
Exons: 4
Coding region: 463-1131 (222 amino acids)
Source: RefSeq, a predicted model, not a curated record
AGGGCUGGGCCCUGCCUCGGUGGCCAUGGAGUCCUUCUCGAGUCCCCAGUCCAACUUAGACUGUGAGGGGCCGGGGCUGGGAGGGUAUUGGAGUGCUGAUGGGAGGCAGGAAGGGGUCCAGGGACCCGGGAGUGGCGGGAGAUUCCCAAGGGGCAGGAGAGCCAGGGAACGGGGGGAUCCAGAGGGGUCAGGGGUCGGGAGGCCAUAGAGGGGGAUGCUCAUAAGAUACAGGCAGGUUCCAAGGCCUUGGGCACCUUUCCAACCCUUCCAGCCCCUUCCCCCCUGCAGCCUCCAUCAACCUAGUCACAUGGUGCCGGAGCUGGGAAGGCCGGAGGUUGGUGCUGCGGGCCGUGGCCCUGGGUCUGAGCGGCGUGAGCUGGGUCCUGCUGCUGCCCAUCGGGUCCAACCGCCUGGCAUACAUCCAAGGCCCCGGCCCCCCCCGGCGGCUACCUGGGCUACUGGAUGGACUGCAGGCAGUUCCCCUGCCUGGACCCGAAACGUGUCACAGUGAACAGACACCUGGGCUCGGGCUUCAUGUUUCUGGGCCUGGUCUUGACGUCCAUACUGGUCCCCUGCCUGGGCCUCUCCUUCCGACGCAUCUUCCACCGCCUCACUCACUGCGACCUCGUCCUGGGCAUCAUCAGCUGCAUCUCUGCCACCUUUGUGCUCCUCUCCAUGACGCUCUUCACCCUAGAGUGUGAGACGCUCCAACCCAGCGGGCACUGGCCCUUGAUCACCUACACCCUCCGCUUCUACCUGGGCUGGCUGGCGGGAAUGCUGCUCGGGGCCACUGCCGGUACUUGCCUGACCAAUCACCUGCAGAGCCAGACCUGCCAUUGCUGGGGCCAGGGACGGACCUUAUCCCAGAACCUGGAGGAGCAACAGCCUUCCUCCAAGGACGACAGCCAGGACUGGGGGCAAGAGAUCCUGCUGGGCCACACCUCGGAUGUCUCCCUGUCCAAGGUCAGCUCCUCCUCCUCCUCCUCCUCGGCCAACAUCAGUGCCGCCGCGCCCAAGUCCUCCAGCAGCCUCAACUUCCAGGCCAUCAGGACCAACUCCCCCUCCGUCAGGUCCUCCGUCAUCAGGAUCAGCUCCACGUGGCCAGAUUUGUCCACUCGGAGGAUGACAUAGGCCAAUUGUCCCGGCCUCCUCCUCUCUCCCUUUCCCCCAACCACUCACUACCCCAGUCCCCCCUCAAUCUCCCGCUGAGUUCAGCUCCUCUUUCACUGGUGGCCCUUCCUCCGCACCACCACCACUGUUUCAUCUUGGCCCCAGACCCCAUCUCUGAGGAUUUCACAUGCUCACGGAUCCCUCACCCCGGGACAAGGAGUUAGAACGGCCCCCUGGAUGUGGGGAGAUUCAGCUGCUUCCCCCAGUUUCUUUCCGCUUUCCUCAGCUUCUCCUGAUUUCCUCGCCCUCACCCCAACCCCUGGCUCCCGCCACCGUCAAAUUCUUCCUCUCCCAAAUAGCCCAUCUUCCCUCCCUCCAAAUCCCUCUGCUGCUCUAAUAAAAGUGGGCCUUUCUCCCACCUGGACCUUC